AUGGCCACCGCCACUGCCACAGUUACCGAGACUCGAACAGAGUCCAUGACGGCUGAUACGAUCCUCCGCCUCUUCCCCGACAUCGACACUAGCUCAGAGGCACUUUCUGGCCAUGACGAGGAGCAGAUCCGGUUGAUGGACGAGGUGUGCAUUGUACUGGACGACAAUGACAUGCCUGUAGGCAAGGCCAGCAAAAAAAUCUGCCAUUUAAUGUCCAACAUUGACAAGGGACUGCUUCACCGGGCCUUUUCAACAUUCCUGUUCAACGACAAAAACGAGCUCCUCCUGCAGCAGCGUGCAUCGGAAAAGAUUACCUUUCCAGAUAUGUGGACCAACACGUGCUGCUCGCACCCUCUGGCAGUGUCUAGCGAGACCGGCUCUAACCUCGCCGAUGCCAUUGAAGGAGUGAAGCGUGCGGCGCAGCGAAAGCUUGAGCACGAGCUGGGCAUUAAGAAGGAGCAGGUUCCAAUCGAAAAGUUCCAUUUCCUUACCCGCAUUCAUUAUAAGGCUCCCAGUGACGGCAAGUGGGGAGAGCACGAAAUCGACUACAUCCUGUUCAUCAAGACGCAUGUCGAUCUUGAUCCCAACCCCAAUGAAGUCAAGGACACUCGGUACGUCAGCGCCGACAACCUAAAGGAGCUAUUCGAGGACUCUUCCUUAAAGUUCACCCCGUGGUUCAAGCUCAUUUGCAGCUCUAUGCUGUUUGAGUGGUGGGCGAGCCUUGACUCUGGUCUGGAAAAAUAUACCAACGAGGAGGAGAUCCGACGAAUGCUGUAA
Molecule: messenger RNA, 777 nt
Organism: Metarhizium album ARSEF 1941
Lineage: Eukaryota; Fungi; Ascomycota; Sordariomycetes; Hypocreales; Clavicipitaceae
Product: isopentenyl-diphosphate delta-isomerase
Exons: 3
Coding region: 1-777 (258 amino acids)
Biological process (GO): isoprenoid biosynthetic process; isopentenyl diphosphate biosynthetic process
Cellular component (GO): cytoplasm
Molecular function (GO): isopentenyl-diphosphate delta-isomerase activity
Source: RefSeq, a predicted model, not a curated record